Messenger RNA from Naegleria lovaniensis, 1377 nucleotides. RefSeq lists its product as uncharacterized. The record is from RefSeq and is a predicted model, not a curated record. The transcript has a single exon. Gene Ontology annotation, cellular component: cytoplasm. Gene Ontology annotation, molecular function: glycine hydroxymethyltransferase activity; zinc ion binding; serine binding. Gene Ontology annotation, biological process: L-serine catabolic process; folic acid metabolic process; tetrahydrofolate interconversion. NCBI's taxonomy places the organism in Eukaryota, Heterolobosea, Eutetramitea, Acrasida, Naegleriidae. The coding region runs from base 1 to 1377 and encodes 458 amino acids.
AUGUCUUCAUCCAUUCCCAAACUAGUUGGUAACACUCCACUCUCCGAAGCAGAUCCAGAACUCUUUGACCUCAUUGAAAAGGAAAAGAACAGACAAUGGAAGGGUCUUGAAUUAAUUGCUAGUGAAAACUUUACAAGCCAGGCUGUGAUGGACUGCCUCGGAAGUUGCCUUACUAACAAGUACAGCGAAGGACAAGUUGGAGCUCGUUACUAUGGAGGAAAUGAAGUGAUUGAUGAAAUUGAAAAAUUGUGCAAGGAGAGAGCUCUUUCUGCUUUUAAUCUCUCACCAGAAGAAUGGAGUGUGAAUGUACAACCCUACUCCGGAUCACCUGCUAACUUUGCGGUUUAUACUGGUCUAUUGCAACCUCAUGAUCGUAUCAUGGGUCUUGAUUUGCCAAGUGGAGGACAUUUAACUCACGGUUAUUAUUCUGGAAAGAAGAAAAUUUCUGCUACUUCCAUCUUCUUUGAAAGCUUGCCAUAUUGUGUGAAUCAACAGGGUUAUAUUGAUUAUGAUGGACUUGAAAAAUCAGCCAAAGUUUUUAGACCAAAAUUAAUUAUUUGCGGAGGAAGUGCAUAUCCAAGAGAUUGGGAUUAUGCCAGAUUGAGACAGAUUGCCACCGAUGUUGAAGCCUAUUUAAUGUGUGAUAUGGCUCACUAUUCGGGAUUGGUCGCUGCCAAAGAGCACAAUAAUCCAUUUGAAUAUUGUGAUGUUGUCACAUCCACUACACACAAAUCACUCAGAGGACCUCGAGCUGGUAUCAUAUUUGCCAAGAAGGAUCUCAUGCCAAAGAUUGAUUUUGCUGUAUUCCCUGGAAUUCAAGGUGGUCCACAUAAUCAUCAAAUUGCAGCCAUCGCCACUCAACUAAAGCAAGUACAAACUCAAGAAUUCAAGGAACAUAUCAAACAAGUGAAGGCCAAUGCCAAGACACUCGCCAAAUGUCUAAUUGACUAUGGAUAUACUUUGGCAACUGGAGGCACUGAUAAUCACUUGGUGUUGUGGAACUUGAGACCACAAGGAAUCACUGGAAGCAAGAUGGAAAAGCUUUUCGAUGCAGUCUCAAUCACAGCCAACAAGAACUCGAUUGCUGGCGAUCCAAAUGCAUUGUCACCAUAUGGAAUUCGUUUGGGAACUCCUGCUUUGACCACUCGUGGACUCAAGGAAGAAGAUUUCGAACGUGUUGCUGAAUUCUUGCAUCGUGGCUUGCAAUUGGGAUUGAGACUCCAACAACAAGCUGCCUCUCCCAAGUUACCAGACUUUUUGGCACAAAUUAAGCCAGAGGAUGAAGAAUUGAAACAAUUGAAGCAUGAUGUGGAAACGUUCGCUAAACAGUUCGGCAUUCCCGGUUGGAAUAUUGAAGAAAUGAAAUUCAAAGAUUAA